AUGGAGACUCGUCACCGUGCUGCUCAGCCAGCCCAACCUCCGAAGCAAGAAGCGUAUGCCCAAGCUUCAAAUCCCGUAUCGCACACUCCACAGGAGCAGCGCGCUCCACAACAGCAAGUCCGCCAUUACGGAGACGCUACCCCGUCGAUCAAGAGAAGUGCUCAGUCAAAGCCAUCCAGCGACGAAGCUCGAGCCCAUCUUGCGAAAGAGCACGAGCAGGAAAGGCGGGAAAUGCAAAAUGCUCCCGACGUUGAUCUCGAAUAUGGAGUAGAGCAGCAACCAUCAGAGGGAGACAUUGCGGAAGCAGUCGGGCGGAAAGGAAUGGGACGUCACCGCGCGCAAGCUGGUGCACAUGCCGGGCCUGUCGGUAGCGCGGCAGGUCCAGGAUACUCAGGGUACGGACAGGAAGAUGAUCUUGCGGCGCACAUGGAUCGCAAGCGGGAGCAGCACGAUCGAUUGCUGGGUGAAAGAGUCGGACAGAGUCCCGCGCAACCGGACUAUGAGGUGGCCGAGAGGGAGGCCGUUCGGCAGCGCAAGCUGAAACAGAAUGAAAAUGUUGAUGUUGAGGAGGCUGUUAAAGAAGCAACGGGAGAUCGCGUUGUUGGGAACUAG
This is a messenger RNA of Penicillium argentinense, 612 nucleotides long. RefSeq lists its product as uncharacterized. The record is from RefSeq and is a predicted model, not a curated record. The transcript has a single exon. Lineage: Eukaryota; Fungi; Ascomycota; Eurotiomycetes; Eurotiales; Aspergillaceae. Bases 1 to 612 code for a protein of 203 amino acids.